ACGACGUAAACAACAAAAAUCUAGAUUUUCCGCGGAUUGUUUUUCGUUCUAAAACCGAAUAAAAUGGCCAGCGUGCAAGAUCCGGAACUGCAAGCGAAAGUGAAAAAAACCACGGAGAAAAUUUCGGAAAACAUGCACAUCGUCGCCAACGAACCAAGCCUUGCGUUUUACCGAAUCCAGGAGCACGUCCGGAAAGUGAUACCGCUGAUAGUCGACCGACGGGCUGAGGUCGUUCAGUUGCAGCAAGAUUUGCAGGGAAAAUGCUACGAUAUGGAGUACGCAAUCGGAGCCGUCAAAAACAUAGAAGCAGCCGAUGGUUCGUUGAAAAACAUCCAAGAGCUGCUGAAGAAUGCAAUAUUCCUUAAACAACAGUUGAAAUACGUGGAAUCGAGGCGCCCCAAAAAGGAUAGCAACAGCUCGGUGUACAAGCGCCUUUCCGCCCACAUCACCCUCGAUUUACCGGAUUUGACCGAUCUGUCGGGGGUAGUGCGUGAAACCACUAACCGCGUAGAACACAUGAUGUCCCAGGCACGCAAUUCUAACAGCAGCAUCAACAAUGCUCCCGCCGGAACAUCUACAUCGACGAGUGCAGCGGGCAGUGGUCCGCAGGAAUUGCAACGGUCCUAUACUACAUUGCACUAGGGGUAACUUUGAA
Messenger RNA from Anopheles darlingi, 655 nucleotides. Its product is annotated as BLOC-1-related complex subunit 8 homolog. Bases 64 to 642 code for a protein of 192 amino acids. Lineage: Eukaryota; Metazoa; Arthropoda; Insecta; Diptera; Culicidae. The transcript is spliced from 3 exons. The record is from RefSeq and is a predicted model, not a curated record. Gene Ontology annotation, cellular component: BORC complex.